Messenger RNA from Acanthaster planci (crown-of-thorns starfish), 2874 nucleotides. Its product is annotated as ERI1 exoribonuclease 2-like. NCBI's taxonomy places the organism in Eukaryota, Metazoa, Echinodermata, Asteroidea, Valvatida, Acanthasteridae. The record is from RefSeq and is a predicted model, not a curated record.
UGUGCUGUGAGGGUGCUCCAUGCAGGCAUGGCAGGCCCAGACUAGUAUGGGCCUAGUUGGGACUGUCCUAGCCCAGGUUGGACGUUGUCUUCCCACCGUAACGUACAUGUACUGGUACGGUCAGGCUUUGCGAUCCGAAAAUGUGUCAUCAACGUUUCUGCAAAAGGCAGAUUUAAUUGUCGGAAGCCGAAAAGAGGUCUAGAGGUACAGAGUUAAUGAAAUGAAACCCGAUGAAAUCCACAAAAGAACUUGCAAGGCAGCUGGGCCUACUGAGACGACAUUCAACCUCAUUAAACCAACAAUCUCGAGAUGUUAGGAGAGUCGGAAAAACGAACCAGAUUUUCUCUUACUUGAUUGUUAUUGAUUUUGAGUCAACUUGCUGGAAGGACAAGAGAAAUGUUGGCCAGGAAGUCAUUGAGUUCCCUGCUGUUCUACUUAAUACUUCUACUGGCUCCAUUGAGUCUGAGUUCCACACCUAUGUGCUCCCUGAAGAGAACCCACAGCUCAGUGCAUUCUGUACUGAGCUGACUGGAAUUACUCAGGAUCAAGUUGAGUCAGGAGUCCCACUAAGGGUGUGCCUCAGCAAGUUCUCUCGGUGGCUGACAAAGCAAGAAAGUGAGAAGAACAUUGCUUAUAACACAGGAGACGAUGGCAAGAAACUUUGCACAUUCGUCACCUGGUCAGAUUGGGAUUUGAGUGUUUGUCUUCAUUAUGAAUGUCGUCGCAAACAGCUCCUCAAGCCCCCAGCUCUUAAUAGCUGGAUUGAUCUCCGGGCAACCUACAAGAAUUUCUACAAGCGCAAACCUAAUGGAUUGCACGGUGCCCUACAGGACGUUGGCAUAGAGUUCCAUGGCAGACAGCAUUCAGGCAUUGAUGAUGCUCGGAACACAGCCCAGUUAGCCUGGCGCAUGAUGUGUGAUGGAUGCGUCAUGUCAGUUACCCGUACCAUGCCUGGGGCACAGCCACCGAAACGAAAACAGACAACCCAACCAUCAGACCAACCGACAAAAAUACAAGUGAAGCCAAGCGCAAACAAAGAGAAGCAGAGGCCAGACAGUUUGUGUUUGAAUACACACAGGCAUGCAGAGCCCGAGGACAGACUGAUUAGUCACACACAGGGUAUCAACAACGAUCUCUGCAACACAAUCGAGCCUCUGUCGUCAUCUAUUCAUUUCAGAAUUUGGAAAGAUGACACACAGCCGGCAAACAUUCACAGCAUUAUCAGACCAAAGACUUCUGUACCCAGCACGGUCAGACAUGACCGAGGAGAUGAUGAAAUCGUCACCAAAUCUAGCAGAGAUGUGGCAAUAGAAGUUACUUCUGUACAAACAAGUCUGGGAGCUCAAGUUCAGAAUGUAAGCAAAGUCAGCGAGAAACGUUUGGACCGAGGAAAGCAGACUUCAGUUUUGAGGAGCACCUUGGAUAUUGGAAACAAUCAAAACAACCACAGUGAAAUCUGUGGCCGUAAACAAGUGUGCAGUGAAACCAGUGUUACAUCAAGUGAUGCUGGACUUCGGCAAAGGAUUGUAACUGAUGCCAUGAAUAAAAUUUCAAAGGAGGUUGUUAGUUCGUCAGAAAAUACCGGCAGUGCUGUUCAAAACAGCAGAAACCAUCUGAAGUUGGUAGACUCGGCAAAAACAAGCCCACAGUCGGAGAACUUGUCAAGAUCCCAUCUACCCGGACCAUCGUCUCGGAAGUCAGUCCACUAUCAAGCACCAGUCAUCCUCAAAACACCAUCGAAUACACCUGUGCAUAGGCGACCGAGGGAGCCUUCCCCAAUGAAUGGAUUCAGAACCCCCUACGCACCAGGAUCUCACCACACUCCUGGGUCAUCAACGUUCAGAACACCUACUUAUUCAAGCAAAAAGCUCUCAACACCACCGCUCAUUGGUGGAAAAAUCACCCCUCCCAUGUGCCAGUGUGGGCGGAGGGCAAAAAGGUGCACUGUCCAGUCACCUGGACCAAACAUGAACCGAGCUUUCUACUCCUGCACUUCUAGGCGCAAGAGCAGCGAAGCAGGACUGCGAGAUGUCACCAAUGCUGGGAAGGGGUGCGGCUAUUUCAAGUGGGAAUCCGUGGUGCUGGCUGAGAAACAACAAUCCUUUAUAACCACACCCGUCAAGCAAGAGAGUUGCUGGUCAGCACAGAAACAGCCAGGGGUACCGUUAGAUCCUGCUGCUACAGUAGAGAGGAAAUGCCCAACUCCUUCAUGUUCAUCUGCAAAGAUAGUGACUCCAAUUACUGGAUUCAGUGGGAAGAGACUUGGUACAGCGAUGAGAGCUGUGUGGAGACAUCAAACCAAGUGAAGCUUUAGAUUGUGAUGUGUGAAUAGCAAAGGUCACCAUUGGUCAUUCAGUUAGGUCCCUCCAUUUCGUCCAAUUAUAGAAACAAGUCAAGUGAAACCAUACUGCAUGAAAUGGACUGUUUGCGUACCUGACAGCAUUAAGGGUGAGCAAAAAGGCACUUGCUUUAUGUGGAUCAUGUGCAAUGUUUAUCUUCCUACAAUAAAGGCCAAAUGUUGGCGUACUUCCUCAGUUUCGGCAUUUUGGGGAUAAAGUAUUUGAUAUUUGAAUUUAUAACUGAUUCAGCAGUUUUCAGUGCUCACUCCAGACUGUCUACAUAAAGGAAAACACAGACUAUUAAAUGACAACAUUUUUAUGAUUUUAACACCUUACAUUUCAAACAGCUUUCUAAAUACUAGUUUUUAUUUACAAAACAAACAUGUCCAGUAUAUGUGAAUGACCAUCACUACUUUACAUCGAGAGGAAGAAACUAUGGAUACAUUAUAUUCCUUCUUUUAUGCUGUUCCUUCUUUUGCUACCUCCCUACAUGUAAAUUGACACCAUUUCCACAAAAUUUGCUGAGGCCCACUUA